Molecule: messenger RNA, 1137 nt
Organism: Glarea lozoyensis ATCC 20868
Lineage: Eukaryota; Fungi; Ascomycota; Leotiomycetes; Helotiales; Helotiaceae
Exons: 3
Coding region: 1-1137 (378 amino acids)
Source: RefSeq, a predicted model, not a curated record
AUGGCACCACUUGCACUUUCGGAGCUUGUCGAGCUUUUCACCCCAACUACUUCCCUCAACAUUCCCUACAAUAUCCCUAGCGGUACCGUGAUGCUAUUUACGGACGCUAGUUGGACAAGCGGCGUGAGCACCGAAUUCAAUCUCGUAGAUUAUGUGGCCAACCAGCGUCACGUAAUCCCGGCAUCUCAGUACAACAAGGCCACUUGGGUGCUCUGGAACUUGCCCAUCGGCACGGUCGUGACUUUAACGGCCAAUAUCACCAACCCGGUCAAAGUUGCUGAUCUCAAAGGCAAUGCCCAAACUCUUGAUCUGAUCGGGAGAGGAAGGACUCAAGGAACAACCUUGGUUGAUUAUAACCUAAACAAUCAGGUCUCCUCAUGGUUUUGGCGAACGGUGGAUCUCAACAUGGGCGCCAUCGAAAUAUUUAAUGACAAAGACUUUUCGGGCAGCCGCUGCACAAUUUUCCUCAGCGAAUGGGAACCGGGAAAGUUUCACUCAUUGAGAGAUUGGAAUUGUGACAAUUACGCCAGUUCUGUCCGCUGGCGAACGCUACAAGAUCGACAGACGGCUACUCUUGGGGAUGCUAUAGAUGGCAGUGUCGCCACAUAUUCUAACAUCAAGGGUUGGGGUAACGUCAAGGAAGUCCCAUAUUUAGCAGAUGUUCGAUUCAACAACGUGUUAUCCUCAUUCAAGUGGGAGAGCGUGGCCCCAAUGAAGGAAAUCAUCGAGCCAUUCAAUGUCACAGCAAAUAACUCAUCCAACACGAGUGGACUGACCUCCGUCGUCGACGGAAUCAACAACAGUACCGAGGUGCAGGCAGUCCUUGUGUCUCUCACAAACUCGACCGCGCAGUCCAUAACAGUCGAGACCUCAGACCAGCACGUUGCUGGGAUCUCUAGCACGUUUUCCCAAGAAGCAACCGCGGGCGUCGAAGCAAUCGCAUCGUCGAAAACAACAUGGUCUGUAUCGCUUAACUAUUCCUACACGCGUACGCAAACCAAGUCAACGAGUGAAACCAAAACAGUCGAAUUGAAAGUCGAGCAAACCGUCAACGCGCCGCCGCGAACAAGAUAUAAGGCAACUCUGUUAAUAAAUAUUGGAAUGCUUCCGGCAACGGAAUACGUUACUACUGCGUAA